AUGGAAGCCUUGCGUUGCUGCGAUGGUCUCCUGUUUGUCAGUGUGCCUGGCAUCGGAUAUCUUCGCAGCGAUAUCUUUGGCUGCUGGCUUGUCUGGCCAGUUCUUGCUUUCGGCACGCUGAUGUGCUUGGGCUGUGCAGCGGCCACUCGACGGUGCCCUUUUGCCAGCGUGCUGGGGAUGGUUUGCCUUGCAUGCGCCUGUGCACGCAACGACCCACUGCAAGGCGUGAUUGACUACAUGGUGAGCUCCCGUGACGAACUGAUGGUGCGGACGGAUUUUAUGUACAGGCAAGGUUCGCAACGGCCGCCCACAAUCAACACAACAACGGUGCUGAGUAAGUCCGAGUGCGCGGUGGUGUACGAUUCAGUCAUGGAGUUGAGGGACCUGUGGAUCCACGUGGACCAUCUCGCAAAGUUCACGCCGUUUUUCACCCUCGGAACGUAUUCGGGGUAUGUAGCCAACGAUGUGCCGUUUGCUUUUCCCCACGGCAGCUACACGGUUGGCUUCACAACGUCCUUGCUUGACUUCGGUGCCGCCAAGGCUGUCGCGGAUUCGGCUCUGCGUGACCGCUUUGGGUGGCUCUACAGUCGUUUGCUAUCGUCGGCAGGUGGAGUGCUGGGUGGAAAUGUCCGGUAUGCAGCAUCAAUGAAUACCUCCCUACCUGGUUUCCACAUCAUUUGUAGCCACCGGGCAUUUAGCCUGCCAAUCUUCGAAACCCACCUUGACGGUUACGGUGAGCGGCUGCGAGGUUUCAACUGUGAGGAAGCAUCGCGGGCUUCCUUAACUCUCAGUGUUGACCUCAGUAUCCGCCAGCCCAGUGCCGGUAGUGGACUAAGCUACGCUGACUUUAACUCGAAGCGCUGUGGCCAUCAUCUCGACUUCUAUGAAGCCAUGAAGGACAACUGCUCAAGCGUCAGGUACCAUGAAUACCGCGAAGGCAUCUUGGUCAUACACGACGGGCCCCUGGUUCAUGCAAUCUCACCUUGGCCCUACUCGUCGGCCAGCGACUGCCGUGUGACCCUGCAGUGUUUUGCAGCCAGGUGCAAAGUAAGUGACACUGAGUCUGAGUGGCUUCUGUUUUGGUAG
Symbiodinium sp. CCMP2592 is the source of this 1086-nucleotide messenger RNA. The record is from the annotation of a GenBank genome assembly. Lineage: Eukaryota; Dinophyceae; Suessiales; Symbiodiniaceae.